This is a messenger RNA of Anolis carolinensis (green anole), 5499 nucleotides long. RefSeq names its product lysine demethylase 5B (gene kdm5b). Gene Ontology annotation, molecular function: DNA binding; histone H3K4me/H3K4me2/H3K4me3 demethylase activity. Gene Ontology annotation, biological process: regulation of DNA-templated transcription; chromatin remodeling. Bases 163 to 4785 code for a protein of 1540 amino acids. Gene Ontology annotation, cellular component: nucleus; chromatin. Lineage: Eukaryota; Metazoa; Chordata; Lepidosauria; Squamata; Anolidae. The record is from RefSeq and is a predicted model, not a curated record. The transcript has 28 exons.
UUUUUCCUCCCCGGCGGAAGCACACGCUCCGUUCCAUCGGCGCUCGCCUCCUCCUCCGCGGCUGUUGGGGGAUUGUUCCUCCGUCCGUGCGUCGGGAGCGGGUGCCGGGCUCCUCCUCGCCGCCCUCCCUCCCUCCGCGUCCGUGUCCGUUGCGGGGCUGCCAUGGCCGAGUUCCUGCCGCCUCCCGAGUGCCCGGUCUUCGAGCCCAGCUGGGAGGAGUUCGCCGACCCCUUCGCUUUCAUCCACAAGAUCCGGCCCAUCGCCGAGCAGACAGGGAUCUGCAAGGUGCGGCCGCCGCCGGAUUGGCAACCUCCGUUUGCAUGUGAUGUUGACAAACUUCAUUUUACUCCACGAAUCCAAAGGUUAAAUGAGUUAGAGGCCCAAACCCGGGUUAAACUCAAUUUUCUGGACCAGAUUGCAAAGUUCUGGGAACUUCAGGGAUGCUCACUGAAAAUUCCACAUGUAGAAAGAAAGAUUUUGGACUUAUUCCAACUUAAUCGACUAGUUGCAGAAGAAGGUGGAUUUGACUUGGUCUGUAAGGACAGAAAGUGGACUAAAAUAGCCACCAAGAUGGGGUUUACACCUGGCAAAGCUGUGGGUUCACAUAUUCGUUCUCAUUAUGAGCGCAUUCUUUAUCCUUACAAUUUAUUCCAGACUGGAGCUAGCCUACUGGCACCUGACAUUUGUUCCAAACUGAUGUGUUUAGUGGAUGAUGCAGUUCUGGAAAAGUGUUUUCAGAAACCACCAGAUAUUACAAGUGAAACAAAGGACAAGGAAUAUAAACCCCAUGACAUUCCUCAAAGACAGUCUGUCCAGCCAUUAGAAACAUGUCCGUUGGCACGUCGAGCCAAACGCAUGAGAGCCGAGGCUACUAAUAUUAAAACGGAUGCAGAGGAAACUACAGAAACCAAAACUCACAACUUGAGACGCAGAAUGGGAAGCACCUCUGCAAAACCCGAUGGUGAUAAAGAAACUCAAAACAUAGUGAAGCAAGAAGUUGUUGAAAGCAGCCAACCAAUUUGGGAAACAGAUCGAGAAAAACCAAAGGGACGUUCUAAGAAAAGUGUUAAUGCUGUGGAUUUGUAUGUGUGUCUCUUAUGCGGCAGUGGUAAUGAUGAGGACCGUCUGCUUCUAUGUGAUGGUUGUGAUGACAGUUACCAUACCUUUUGCUUAAUACCACCUCUUCAUGAUGUUCCCAAGGGGGAUUGGAGAUGCCCUCAAUGCCUAGCCCAGGAGUGUAAUAAACCACAAGAAGCAUUCGGUUUUGAACAGGCAGCACGAGACUACACUCUUCGUACAUUUGGAGAAAUGGCAGAUGCCUUCAAGUCAGAUUAUUUUAAUAUGCCAGUGCAUAUGGUUCCAACGGAAUUGGUUGAGAAAGAGUUCUGGCGUCUUGUUAGCACAAUUGAGGAGGAUGUCACAGUAGAGUAUGGUGCUGAUAUUGCUUCAAAGGAAUUUGGCAGUGGGUUUCCUGUGAGAGGUGGGAAAAUUAAGCUGAAACCAGAAGAAGAGGAGUAUCUUGAUAGUGGAUGGAAUUUGAACAACAUGCCUGUGAUGGAAGAAUCUGUACUAGCUCACAUCACUGCAGAUAUAUGUGGAAUGAAGUUGCCCUGGUUGUACGUAGGCAUGUGCUUUUCUUCAUUUUGCUGGCAUAUUGAGGAUCACUGGAGCUAUUCUAUUAAUUAUCUGCACUGGGGAGAACCUAAAACAUGGUAUGGAGCCCCAGGAUAUGCAGCUGAGCAACUGGAAGAAGUCAUGAAGAAGCUGGCUCCCGAAUUAUUUGAAUCUCAACCAGACCUUUUACAUCAACUAGUUACAAUUAUGAAUCCAAAUACACUGAUGUCUCAUGGUGUGCCGAUUUACCGAACCAACCAGUGUGCUGGUGAAUUUGUGAUUACUUUUCCAAGAGCAUAUCAUAGUGGCUUUAACCAAGGUUUCAACUUUGCUGAAGCGGUUAAUUUCUGCACUGUUGACUGGUUGCCAUUGGGUCGUCAAUGCGUGGAACACUAUCGCUUAUUAAACCGCUAUUGUGUGUUUUCUCAUGAUGAAAUGAUAUGUAGAAUGGCUGCCAAAGCAGAGACUCUUGAUGUGGUGGUAGCAUCAACUGUUGAGAAAGACAUGGCUAUUAUGAUUGAAGAUGAAAAAGUGUUACGAGAGGCUGUGUUUAAGCUGGGAGUUACUGAUUCAGAAAGAAUGAAUUUGGAAGUGUUGCCUGAUGAUGAACGGCAGUGCAUGAAGUGUAAAACAACUUGCUAUAUGUCUGCAAUAUCUUGUACUUGUAACCCUGGUUCAUUGGUAUGCCUGUAUCAUGUGGAGGAUCUCUGUACAUGUCCCACUUAUCAAUAUAAAAUGGGAUACCGCUAUACAGUUGAUGAACUAUAUCCUAUGAUGAAUGCACUUAAAUUGAGGGCGGAGUCCUACAAUGAAUGGGCUUCUAAUGUCAAUGAAGCUUUGGAAGCAAAAGUGAAUAAUAAGAAAAGUCUUGUGAGUUUUAAAGCUUUAAUUGAAGAAUCUGAAAUGAGGAAGUUUCCAGACAAUGACUUGCUGCGGCAUCUCCGAUUAGUUACUCAGGAUGCAGAAAAAUGUUCCUCAGUUGCACAGCAACUACUUAAUGGCAAGAGGCAAACUAGGUACCGGUCUGGAGGAGGAAAAUCUCAGAAUCAGCUGACUGUGAAUGAACUCCGCUUAUUUGUUAGACAGCUCCAUGCUUUGCCCUGUGUUCUCAGCCAAACAGCAUUGCUAAAGGAUCUUCUUAACCGGGUGGAAGACUUCCAGAAAUAUAGCCAAAAACUCCUCUCUGAAGAAAUUCCCAGUGCUUCAGAACUACAGGGACUCUUGGAUAUCAGUUUUGACUUUGAUGUUGAUCUUCCUCAGUUAGGCGAAUUAAGAAUACGCCUAGAGCAAGCACGCUGGCUGGAAGAUGUAAAUCAAAUUUGCUUGGACCAAAAUUCACUCACCCUAGAUGAUAUGAGAAGGCUCAUAGACUCUGGUGUUGGACUAGCUCCUCACCCAGCAGUUGAGAAGGCAAUGGCUAAGCUACAAGAGCUCUUGACAGUAUCUGAACACUGGGAUGACAAGGCUAGAACUCUGAUAAAAGCCAGACCCCGACAAACAUUAAGCAGCCUUGAAGCAGCAGUGAAGGAGAUAGAAGAAAUUCCUGCUUAUCUUCCAAAUGGCAUAGCAUUAAAGGAUGCUGUAAAAAAAGCCAAAGAUUGGCUACAGGAAGUAGAGGGUCUGCAGGCUGGUGGACGUGUUCCUGUAUUAGAUACGCUUGUGGAACUUGUGUCAAGAAGUCGCUCUAUCCCAGUACAUUUGGAAUACUUGCCAAGACUAGAGUCAUUAGUGGCUGAGGUUCAAGCUUGGAAAGACUGUGCAAGCAAUACUUUCUUGACUGAAAACUCAUCUUACUCUCUUCUUGAGGUGUUGUGUCCAAGAUGUGAUAUUGGCAUAUCAGGAUUUAAAAGAAAAACAAAGAAAUUAAAAGAACCUGCUCUGAAUGGUAAAAAAAGGAACACCAAAUUGGAGAGUUUAAUUGAUUUAGAAAGAGCUUUAUCUGAGAGUAAGGAAACUGCUGCUGCGAUGGCCACACUUACUGAAGCUCGUUUAAAAGAGAUGGAAACACUUCAUGGCCUGAGAGUUGCAAAUGAAGAAAAAAUCUUCUCAAAUGAACAGAAUACAGAGAUCAAAGUUUGCCUUUGCCAGAAAGAGCCAGCGGCACCAAUGAUCCAAUGCGAGCUGUGCAGAGGUGUUUUCCAUACCAGUUGUGUUUCAGUCCCCAGCAUUUGGCAGGAGCCACGAGUGUGGCUUUGUCCACAUUGCCAUCGAUCUGAAAAGCCACCUUUAGAAAAGAUUCUGCCUUUACUGGCCUCCUUGCAGCGUAUUCGUGUGAGACUGCCCGAAGGAGAUGCGCUACGGUACCUGAUAGAGAGGACCGUGAACUGGCAACACAGAAUGCAACAAAUGCUAUCCUCAGGGAAUGUAAAACUUAUACAAGAGAACACGGGUUCAGGGAUACUAUACAGCAGAUGGCAAACCAUGGUGGGCCAAUUGCAUGAAACUAGUAAGGUUUCACAGACAAUUGGUGCCACAUCUUUCUCUUUGCCUCAUGACUGGAACAACAGACCCAUGCAUUUACACUCUCCUUUUUCUACAGGACAAAACUGCAUCCCUCUUCAUGCCAUAAGCACAGAGCUAAAUGAACUGAUGAUGGAAGCACAGUUACUACAGGUCUCAUUACCAGAAAUACAAGAGCUGUAUGAGAUCUUGCUCACAAAGGAGAGCUCUGUUUCAAAGACAGAACAGAGGUCACCAGUGGGACUAGCAAAUGAAAAGAAUGAUUGCCGAGGGAAGAGAGAUGGAAUUUGCUGUAUGGAAAGGAAACUGAAAAGACGCUUUGAGAGAGGAGAUCUUUGCAGUGAAAUGAGAUCAAGAGUCAGGAAGAUAACUCCAAACAAGAAAAAACUGAAAUUGGCUCAGUUGAGAGAACUGAAUACCAGCAAAUUGGAAAGAGAAAAGCUUUUUGACAUUCAGCGAUGUGGAGAAAGUCAGUUGCUUCUUUCAGAUAUGUCCUUGUCUGAACAGGAAGAAUCUGAAGAUGAGGAUGCCAUUUGUCCAGCUGUCAACUGCCUGCAGCCUGAAGGUGAUGAAGUGGAUUGGGUACAGUGUGAUGGCUGCUGCAACCAGUGGUUCCACCAAGUAUGUGUGGGUGUCUCUCCGGAAAUGGCAGAAAAAGAAGACUAUAUUUGUGCAAGCUGUACUGGAAAGGACUUUUCCUAUCAAAACUAGAAUGCUUGAUGGGUGUUCAGAACUCUGCAACAGAAAAUGAUGAAUUUUUUUCUCCAUAAAGCCACUGGGCUGGUUUUAGAGCCAAGUUGGAAAUGGUGCUACUUCUAUCCUCAUGGGAUCAUUUUUCAGAACUUAAAACAAUUUGACACUUUUGUAUUUUUAUCCUUUAAGCUGUUUGUGGUUAUUGAGGUUUGAAAUGCUGAUUGUUCAGCUGGGGGGUUUUCGCCAGUUAGAAGGCAUCAAACAUGCACCUUUUCAUGUAUAGCAUUAAAUUACCUCUUUGGAAUUUACCAGCACACUUGAUCAACUCUGUUUAAGUGCAAAACACUGCACUAAGUUUCCCUAUUCCGUAUUUCCUCUUUUUAAAGAAAUCCCUGUUUCCUCUCUUGAACGUUUUUUGAAAACUUUAGAUUUUUUUUCUCACUUUGAUUUUGUAGACUAGGUUUAUUUAUCUGAGCAAUAACUUCUGUGUCUGGUUUCAAUGACUGGAUUUAUAAUUCUGAACAGCGUGUUGGUGCUUCUAGCAUUGGUUGAUGUACAGAAAGCAAAUGUUUAGGUUCUAGUGUCACUGAUGGACUAGUGAUGUAGAAGACAGGAAAGCUCUGUAAAGUAAUGGCCACAGCUGUAUUUUGGCUUUUUCUUCUUUUUGGUAGCUUGUAUCAAAUGUUGCAGUUUAUAUUGUGGAAUAAACCCUUGGUUAUGUUACAAAAUUCA